AUGCCGAGACUGCCAUCAUCCCAGGCGGGCUCGUCUGUCGGUCAUGCCGCGCCGGCAUUCCCCCCAGUGACCGACGCUUCCGAACCCGACCAGCCAACGGACGAUAGCCAACUCAGCGUCCUCACGCUCAACGUCUGGGGUCUAAACUACAUCUCCAAGCUCCGCGUGCCCCGAAUCAAAGCCAUAGCCACCCAUCUCGCGUCCCGUUCUACACCGAACUACGACUUUGUGUGCCUGCAAGAGAUCUGGUACGAAUCCAAAGACUGGCGCUUCCUCAAGCACGCGCUCGCUGCACGCUAUCCGCACUCGAAAUUCUUCUACUCGGGUGCCUUCGGUUCUGGCCUGGCCAUCCUUUCGCGGUGGCCCAUCCUUGAGAGCGAUACUCAACCCUAUUCGCUGAACGGGCAGCCGAUCAACGUGGGACAGGGCGACUGGUUUGUGGGCAAGGCUUGCGGGUGCGUCACCGUCGACCAUCCGAGGUUGGGGCUGGUCGACGUAUGGAACACCCACUUCGUGGCUGCGGGCGGCGAGGAUGGGCCGGAGUACAAGAGGUCGCAUCGCAUCACACAAGCGUACGAGCUGGCGACACAUUGCAGGAACAGCGCGGCGAGAGGACGACACGUGGUGUGCGUUGGGGAUCUGAAUUCGACACCGCCAUCGAUCGCGAUUGGACUGCUGCGGCAUGUGGGUGGGUUGUUUGAUAGCUUCUUGGACUCACAUCCGCAGCUCCCGGAGCAAGCGACGUCGCUGGAUGCGGGAAUGCAAGGAGCUGGAGCGAAUACGGGACACCGACCAGACCGACACCGACCAGACCCGCAAAGGGCGAUUCAGGAGCUCGGCGUCACAUGCGAUUCACCGCUCAACACUUGGACCGCCGGGAAACCGCUCGAUGAGAGGGCAACCAGAGGCGCCGGCAAGAGACUUGACUACGUCUUCUUCCGUGGACCUGUGGACGCCGACUCGACGACUGGACCUGCGCUGUCCUAUGCAGCAUCGGCGUCUUCGCGCGGCAAGUUGGCGUGCAAAUCGUCCUCCGUCGUCGUCACCGACAUUGUUCCCGACCUCAACUGCUCCUAUUCCGACCACUUUGGUGUCGAGUCCAUCUUUGACAUCAUCUCAGAUCCUCCUCCAUCCACGUCAGAUGCUGCUCGCAAAGUCGGACAGCAUCGCGUCCUCACUGCAUCGCUGCACGCCCUGUCCGGCGGCUUCGCCGCCAGCCGCUCCACCCAGAUGAGCCACUUUUACGUCUUUGGCGCCGCGCUCCUGCUCGCCAUCAGUCUCAUUGUAGCAAGUAUUUUCCAGCCUCUGGGCGGGGUAAAUCCGGUAUUCGUGCUGCUAGCUGUCGUCGCGGGGUGGGCGGGUACGACCAUGCUGUACAGCGCGCUCGUGUGGGGCGAGUGGGAGAAGCGCACACUAAGGACGGUCAUGGAGCUCAUCGAGUUGGAGCUGGAGCAUUUGCGACCGUCGCAGAAUGGCGCUGCGUCGAGAACGAGCGCAGAUCAAGCUGCGACAGGAACACUCUUCUAG
Messenger RNA from Kalmanozyma brasiliensis GHG001, 1527 nucleotides. RefSeq names its product Endonuclease/exonuclease/phosphatase. The record is from RefSeq and is a predicted model, not a curated record. Gene Ontology annotation, cellular component: cytoplasm. NCBI's taxonomy places the organism in Eukaryota, Fungi, Basidiomycota, Ustilaginomycetes, Ustilaginales. Bases 1 to 1527 code for a protein of 508 amino acids. Gene Ontology annotation, molecular function: sphingomyelin phosphodiesterase activity. The transcript has a single exon.